UGUGGCGCGCGGAGGGGAAAUGGCUGCCGAAAACAAGCCGGAAGAUGAACAUGGACAUUUGAAAAUCUACCUGCCCAAGAAGCUUCUGGAAUGCCUUCCCAAAUGCUCCUCCCUGCCCAAGGAGAGACAUCGCUGGAACACCAACGAGGAGAUUGCGGCCUACUUGAUUACAUUUGAAAAACAUGAGGAGUGGCUGACGACGUCCCCCAAAACCAGGCCGCAGAAUGGGUCUAUGAUCCUCUACAACAGGAAGAAGGUGAAGUACAGAAAAGAUGGGUACUGCUGGAAGAAGAGGAAAGAUGGGAAAACCACACGGGAGGAUCACAUGAAGCUCAAAGUGCAGGGAGUCGAGUGUCUGUACGGCUGCUAUGUCCAUUCCUCCAUCAUUCCUACGUUCCACCGCCGCUGUUACUGGCUGCUGCAGAACCCUGACAUUGUGCUGGUCCACUACCUGAACGUGCCCGCCAUAGAGGAUUGUGGGAAACCAUGCGGGCCCAUCCUCUGCUCCAUCAACACGGAUAAGAAAGAGUGGGCCAAAUGGACCAAGGAAGAACUCAUCGGGCAGCUCAAACCCAUGUUUCAUGGCAUCAAGUGGACUUGCAGCAACGGGAAUAGCAGCACUGGCUUCUCAGCAGAGCAGCUCGUGCAGCAAAUUCUGGACAGCCACCAGACCAAACCACCUCCCCGGACUCACAACUGCCUCUGCACGGGAAACCUGGGUGCUGGGAGCAGCCUGCAUCACAAAUGCAACAGUGCCAAACACCGUAUCAUUUCCCCGAAAGUGGACCCACGUACCGGAGGUGCCUACAGUAGCACCCACUCUGAGGUUCAAAACAACGACGUGUCAGAGGGAAAGACGGAGCACAGCCACGGCAGGGGCAAAAAUGGCAGGGCAGGGGGUGACAGUGCCAGUGGAACGGGUAGCCGAGAGAAAAGGAACGGCAAGGUGCACAAGCCAGCGCUCCUCCACCAGAACAGCAUGGAGGUGUCCUCAUCCAACCAGGUGGAAGUGCCAGAUACCACCCAGAGCUCACCUGUCUCCAUUAGCAGUGGGCUAAACUCUGACCCUGAUAUAGCCGACAGUCCCGUGGUGACAGGAAUGGGCCACGUAGCCUCGGUAAUGAGCAGUCUAUCUCAGUCCGCUACUGUAUUCAUGUCAGAGGUCUCUGGAGACCCUGUCUAUAGCAUGUCCCCCACUGUAGACCCCAACACUCACCUCUUGGGUCCUGACACAGCCUCAAGCAGUCUGGUCUUAGCAGUGACAGCCGACAGUCACAAAUUUGCCUUUGCUGGAGCGGUUGGAGUGGGUUUAGCAGACGCAGGAUCCACGGAUGGACUUUCUAUGCUGUCUACAGCCAGCGUGUCUGAAGAGCUGGUGCUGUCUAGUAACCUGGAAUCUGGAAGUAUCAAGCUGCCUGAGACCGAUAUGAAUUUUGACCCCGAUUGCUUCCUCAACAACCCCAAGCAAGGUCAGACCUAUGGUGGAAAUGGGCUGAAAACUGAGGAGUGCAACAGGAGCAGCUGCAGUAACAGAGGGCUGCGGUGUUCCCCACCACUCAACGACAACGGUUAUGGCUUCAACGCCUCUCUGGUGAAGAACAUCAAAACGGAGGACAUGUCAUUUGAACAACAGUUGGCUACAGAGGCUGGCUAUCAGGUUGGAGAAGUGGUGAGAGGUGCCGUUGGUAUCUCUGGUUCCUCAAACAGUGGUUCUGCCCAAAACUCACUGGCUCUGACUCCCACUGGUUCACUGCUGCCGUCUGGAGGUGGACUCAGUCCCAGUACUACCCUUGAGCAGAUGGAUUUCAGUGCAAUUGAUGCCAAGCAAGACUAUCCAUCCAGUGUUAUGUCAGCAGCGGGCUAUGGCCAAUCUAUCGCCAGCUCUCACCUGGCCCACCAGAGUCACUCCCCCAGCUUCUUCCUGCAAGGUUCUCCACAGUCCCAAACCCAGACCCACCAGAACAACUCCAGUUCGACCCAGAACUCUCACGACUCCAAUGCCUACAUGGGCCUGUCUGUCGUCAAGACAGACUCAACAGGAACUAAUGGGCAUCUCCACCACCAUCACCAUACCCACCCCAGCCAGCACACUGCCUCUAACUGCAACGGCGGCUCUCCCACCGAACGGAAUGGACAGGCCGGGUCACUCCAGCUUCUGCAGUACCAGAACCGCUUUCCAACCCCAGGUCAGGAGCAUGAAGAAGUGGGUGGUUUGGAACAGCCAAUAGGAGCAGGACAAGGAGAAGGAGGUGUUCAAGAGAAGGACUCGAAUGGUCUUAUGAAACCAGGAGACCACUUGCAGCCUAGUGAAGGAGGAGAAACUGAGGGUGUAGGUGGCGCAGAUCACUACCUCCAGCAACCAACGGAAGGUGGUGGAGUCGGGCCAGGAUCUGGAGGAACGAGCGCAAGGGCAGAAGGUGGAACGCUGUGCAAUGACACCGAAGGAAAUGCAACCACAAACAGCCCCCAUCAACAGCUCCAGCCGCUCCUGCAAGGAGCCGGUUUGGUGCAGGGGCUUUUUAGCUCCGUAGGCACCCACCAGAGCCUGGGCAGUAGUGGAACCAACGGAGGAGGCUCCAUGGAGAUCAACCUGGACCAUUUUGACGUUUCCUUCGGGAAUCAGUUCUCAGAUCUCAUCAAUGACUUCAUUUCAGUGGAGGGUGGAAGCGGUACGGCAGUAGUGGGGGGCAGCAAUGCUCUCUACAGCCAUCAGCUAAUGACCCAUUCGGGAACAGAGGGGCAGGUCUCCUCUGGAACUGCUGCGCAACAAGGUGCAGACGAAGUAGCUCAUGGGGCAAGGGGGUACAAUUCUGCAGACCUCUGCCUGCAGCCCUGUUGCAGCCCACAGUCUACGCAAGCUGGGGCGGUGACAGGCGAGGCAGGACAACUGGCAUACAUGCAGGUGGCCGAGGCCGUGUCAGCAGCUGUGGCGCACGGAAACAUGGGAAUGUUACAGGCUACCGAAAGGCUGUUUGUGGUGACGGACUAUUCUCCAGAGUGGUCUUAUCCUGAGGGUGGUGUGAAGGUGCUGAUCACCGGUCCAUGGCAGGAGGCCAGCAGUGAAUAUACCUGUCUGUUUGAUCAGAUAACAGUUCCAGCCUCCCUCAUCCAGCCCGGGGUGCUACGUUGUUACUGCCCAGCUCAUGACACAGGCCUGGUGACCCUGCAGGUGGCAGCCAGCAGUCAAAUCAUCUCCAAUUCAGUGGUGUUUGAGUAUAAAGCCCGUGCCCUGCCUGCCCUGCCCUCCUCUCAACACGACUGGCUCUCACUGGAUGAUAACCAGUUUAGAAUGUCCAUCCUGGAACGCCUAGAGCAGAUGGAGCGAAGGAUGGCAGAGAUGGCCGGUCAGCAACAGCAACAGAGCAGUGGAGGACCAUCUGAGAGUGGAGGAACUGGAACAGGAGGAGGAGAAGGAGGAAGAAGCCAUUCUGAACAGGUACAGUUCUCACCAGGUCAGGGUCAGAGCCAGGAUGAAGGUCCGGCUGGCAACUCUUUUGAGAGCCGUGUGGUGGUAGUUUGUGAAAAGAUGAUGAACCGCGCUUGCUGGGCCAAAUCCAAGCACCUGAUCCACUCCAAGACAUUCCGAGGCAUGACUCUUCUUCAUCUGGCAGCCGCCCAGGGCUACACCACCCUUAUCCAAACACUUAUCAAGUGGCGCACUAAGCAUGCAGACAGUAUUGACCUAGAACUUGAGGUCGAUCCUCUAAAUGUGGAUCAUUUCUCUUGCACACCACUGAUGUGGGCUUGUGCUUUGGGUCAUAUGGAGGCAGCAGUGGUUCUGUACAAAUGGGAUCGACGAGCUUUGGCCAUUCCAGAUUCUUUGGGUCGCUUACCGCUGGCUAUUGCCCGCUCCCGUGGCCACACCAAGCUGGCCGAGUGUCUGGAAAGCCUUCAAAGGGAGGAGCAGCAGUCAGGAGCACUGACUACAACUUCCAGCAUGCCUUUCUCACCAUCUACUGAGGCCUCAGCUGCAGAGGGAUGGAUGAAUGUUUGGGGUGCAGAGGCAUGUUCAGUUGGGCUGAAAGAAAGCAACAUCCCUAGCUCUGCUUCCAGCUCCAGUUCAGACCUGAGGAGACCCAGGUCGGAACCAUCCAGUUUCUAUAGCAGCGUUAGUCACGGGGACGCCCCGUUGAGCAAGAAACACAAACCCAACCCUGAGACCCUUCAAACUCGGCCCAGCAAAUCCUGCUCUGCCCCUCUCGGACUAGAAGAACAUGCCCACAAACCUAAAACGUUCCCUUCCAAACCAAGGGAGGGUACUGUGGAGAAAGAGCAGGGAGAUGGUGAGCAGUCUCAGACUAAGCUGGGCUCAACUUGUGGAGGUGGGUACUGGGGUUCCAGACAGGCUGCAGGACGCAGAGUGCCAACUGUAGGACUUGGCAAGGAAAGGCUCGCAAACAGACUGAGAUUAAGAGAGAUUGCUAGUGCGGGAACAGUCUCCGAUCUGCGGACAACCCGAGAAGAUCUGGAGAACACAGGAGACCUGCAGAACACGAACAUGAUGACUUUGGCGGAAGAAGUCAUUGAGGCGACAUCUGAUCGCAUCAAGAGAGAAAACUUUGUUGCAUCAGACACUACACUAGAUGGCGUUGGAGUCAGCAGCACCAUGAGCUGGUUGGCCAGUUACCUUGGAGAUGCGGAGAGGUUCCUGUUUAACAAGCCCCUAACUUCCUCUUCUGGCCUGGGCCCAGUCCACAGUGGAGGACAGCCAGAACUUGACGGUCCUCUUGGGAAGCUUGGCCUCCAGUCCCCCGCUGAAUGGACUGCGCUCCUCAAUGCCUCCCACAACAAGGAGGAGCGUGACCUGACCCAGCUGGCCUUGUCUGAUCCCGAACAGAGAGAACUUUACGAGGCAGCCCGCCAGGUCCAGAACACCUUCCGCAAAUACAAGGGCCGUCCGCUUCGGGAGCAGCAGGAACUGGCAGCUGCUGUCAUUCAGCGCUGUUAUAAGAGGUACAAGCAGCUGACACGGAUAGCCUUGAAGUAUGCACUUUAUAAGAAGAUGACGCUGGCCGCCAUCCUUAUCCAGAGUAAAUUCCGCAGCUACCACGAACAGAAGAAGUUCCAGCAGAGUCGCAGGGCAGCCGUGCUGAUCCAGCAAUUUUACCGCAGCUACAAAGAGCUCGGCCAGCCUAACCCACGAAGCCGAGCCACGGCAGCUGCACUGGUGCAGCACAAACUCAGAAGCAGUUUACUGACCAAGAGACAAGACCAGGCUGCCAGAAAAAUAAUGCGGUUUCUGCUGCGGUGCCGUCACAGCCCCUUGAUGGACCAUAGACUAUUCAAACGGGGCGAAAGAAUUGAGAAAGGCCAAGGAACAUGAGAACGCCGCAAAGAGCCCCGUCGCAAUGUAACAUCUCCAAGCGGACUCUUUCUCUUCCUCUACAUUGCGUUUUUACAAGAGACAAACAAUUUACGAAAAAAGCAAAAAUUAUUCAGGAAGCGGAACACGGAAGAUCAUCGGAAAUGCGACGGUUGAACUCGAGCAGCAUUGUGACUGAUUCUGCUCCUGCAUUGUGUAAUUUCUCGUUACGGGGAACUGAAAUAAGACUAUUGGGGAAAUGUGACAUUAUCUUCAUGGCAUUUUUGCACUCUUCAUAGAUUUUUUUUCUUUAGAUUACACAAAAAGCAAAAGGAAGACCAAGGAGCAAAGGCUUUUUAUUCCGACCGGCGCUUGUAAAAUAGCACGCGACACGAACAGAUCAACAUCAGAAAAACAUCAUGCUGGAAGCCGCUUCAGGUUACAUUUUUAUAUUUUGAAAGGAAAAUAAUACAACAAUCAGUUUGGGGUAAAAAAAAAAAAAGAACAAAACCUAGAAAAUGUAAACCAAAAAAGGCCUCAUUUCAGUGACCAUAUGCAUGCAGAGUAUUUGAAAUCAGUCUCUCAUCUCCACAGAUCUUUGUUUUUGACAAAUGCUGUCCGUUCAUUCAAAGGGAAGCCUUCAUAUGAAUGUAGAUGGGGUCAGGGCAAAAAUGCUGGGUUUGAAAUAUCAGUGUCUUUAUGGGGAUUUAGGAGACUUCUGACGACAACUUGGGGGAUUGAAGCGAAGCCCUCUGGGUUACUGUUUCGUGUGCACUGUUUUCAACUUUCUUAUGGGUCUUUUUCUUAAUGUCAUUUUGCUGGCCUGACUUUGUGUGUCCCGUGUUUGUUGAAUUGAAUCUGGAUACAGUGCAUGUGUUUGAGCAAAACGCUCCUGCAUGCUAUGUAAAUGUUUUGUGUUUUAUUUUCAUUCAUUCAUAUUGGUGAUAUUGUGGCACCAUGAAACUGGACCGUAUAAGCCUGUUUGUUUCUGAGUAUACUGUUAUAAAGGCCAUUAUUUUUAUAUAGUUCAGUUAUUUAUUUAUUAGCUUUAU
Sinocyclocheilus grahami is the source of this 6354-nucleotide messenger RNA. It is a transcript of the gene camta1b, whose product is annotated as calmodulin binding transcription activator 1b. Bases 20 to 5323 code for a protein of 1767 amino acids. Gene Ontology annotation, molecular function: protein binding; transcription coregulator activity; double-stranded DNA binding. Gene Ontology annotation, cellular component: nucleus. The transcript has 23 exons. The record is from RefSeq and is a predicted model, not a curated record. Lineage: Eukaryota; Metazoa; Chordata; Actinopteri; Cypriniformes; Cyprinidae. Gene Ontology annotation, biological process: regulation of transcription by RNA polymerase II.